UUAUCGCGGUGUACCAGCGUGUAAAGACCUAGCCCAUCGACCCAUUAGUAACCCAGGGGCGUCGAUGCUGUCAAGUGGCACUUGAAACCGAUUAAAGCAGGCACCCGGGGGCGGUCAGAAAAGUGACGACGAGCAAGAAGAAGAAGAAGAAUACCACUGGAACAAGAUUUUCCUGGGGGAGGAAGCAGCCUUUGUACACUCGUGAAAAAGGCUUCCAUUAGUGUGUAUGUGUGUGUAUGUUUGUGGGUGAGAGUGUGCGCGAGUGAGUAAACGAUCGUACAGGAGUGUCGCGUGCAAUACGAUUCAGAUCGCUGCUAAGAGAAGCUUAAAGUAGUCGUUAGGACCCUUGAUUAGGUAAAAUCCAACCGCGGACAUCCCUUUGAAGAGCUUGACAGGACCAGCAAGACAGCAAGAACGAUCGCAGGGUCGAUUAAGUUGUAACCAUUUUCCGUUCUCCAGUUUCUGCUCAGUUCCCGAAUAAUCCCCACACCCCGUCGCAACAGGGUUUGAUGCUCACUUAAGUGUUUAGAAAUGGUUGUGAACUAGUUGUUAAACCUUUCCCCGCAUCGCAAGCAGACGCAAAGGUGUCACUUUAUCCCCCUUAACCCACAUCUACUCAAGGUUAGAGUUAGUCAGAGAGGCAAAACACCAGAAAAACCAUCAACCAACAACGAUUAUAAUCACCGAUCGUAGUCGAUCUGCAUCAUCCCACAAUAGACUCUAGUGUACAGCAAUACAGAAGAAAAACGAAAACCGUAUGUGUGCGUGUGUUUGUGUGAAUAAGUGUAUAGUUGUGUUUGUGUUUGUGUGUGUGUUUGUGGAAACCUUUUAGGGAAGCAAAUCUUCGCAGCAGUUAAUAAUCCGCUGCCGUUUAGUCCCUUAAUCCUGCGUUAGUGCAUUAACAGAGUCUACCUUUAGGCGCACAGAACACAGAAAAGGGUAAUUGCAUACUUUCACAGCCUUUCGCUUGUGGAUUUGUCUGGGGACUUAAAAAAAACCGAGGCUGUCUGUACAUUUGCUUCCAUUUCGAGUGCUUAUCGCGGUGGCUGAGUGUUUGCAAGCGUGUGAGCGGCGUUUAAUAUCGCACAUGAAUUUGUACGGCACGUGUGGCGCUGUCAUAAUACUGUGUGCAUCUGUCGUACCGCUGUAACAAGCUUCCUUCCCCCCCCCCCCAGAACGGGAGGCUCUUUUGCGCUAAAAGCGCAAAACAAGAAAACCCCAAGCCUCCUUGAUUGUACCCUGUGAACCUUCCAGUCCUUCCGGGCCACGAUAGCUGACACAAUCUUCCGGUCGUCGUCGCCGUCGUUGUGAUACAGCUGCUCAACCAGACGGAAAAGGGGUGAAACACACUGCACAGGGCAAAGAACAAAGGCAAGCUGGUAAGAGGAAAAAACAACGAACGGGGUAAACAAUUGUCAAAGCAAAAGCUCACCCACUCGAUGUUCUGGUUCAACAUGUUCACUCGCUAAAAUUAUCAAAACAGCAUCUCAAACCUCCGUGGAAGACGCGAGGUGCAAAAGGACACACUGCGUGCCUCAGUAGAGUAAAAAAAAGAGGACACAGCAACACAGCGUGCAAGGAAAGAUACACACACACACACACGGGGUAGCAUGUUUUUCAUUUCACCGCCUGCUCACGGGUGUGGAAAAACGACAGGCAACCUACGGCAGCAGCAGCAGCAGCAGCAGCAGCAGCAGCAGGAACAACGGUCGUGAUUCCGGGGAUUCCCUGUUCCGUCCUACCAGCUGGCGUGAGCCCGUCCUGUUUUUCGGGUGGGAGUUUUUCCAACGAAAAAUGUGUCCCAACGCAGACAGGCGUGAAAAGCACCGGGUAAGGGAUGCUCUCGAUGUCGUGCUCGAGACGGCAUAGAGCGGGUGACUUGUUGGGAGUGGAAAAGAAAGGGAACGCAACAGAGCCGACGUAUUUGCUCCCGCUACAGGACGCCUUUCUAAUCGGGUAAAAUAUCUCCCGACUUCCCGGGAGCCGCCGGUGCGCGAGGUCAAACGAGCAUAACCUUUACCGGGAGUUGCACUGCACACUACACGCUACGUGUGCCAUUCGGCGCAUUCAGCUUACCCAACUCUGAACUUUGGACCGUUUUGGCCCAGCGCGUUAAACACGUAAUAAUUUUCUUGGACGCGCAGGCGGACGUCUUUGCAGUUGCAGAACGGUGUGAAGCACGUGCCGAUAGUUCCGUAGCAAGAAGUCGAGCCCUCGGGGCGGCACCAGGCACACUCGCUUCUUCGAGCUUCGAACCUUUGCAGACGAACGCUGGCAGUCGUGCUGCUUCGUGCUAGGUCGGCUAGCGGACGGUAGGGAGAGGUGAUAAAAAACACCAAUUUUUGGGGCAAAAGGAAGGAAGCGGUUUCCCUCACACUUGUGAAGUGAAAAUUGCAGUGAAGUGGAAAACGGUGUCCACCGUCCGCAGCAAGACGCGGUCAAGUGCGAGCGCCAGAAGCCAGUAGCAAAACAGUGUGAAGUCAAGAGGAUAGAAGGCCUGCGUGAAGUGUCGUUGCUGGUUGAAGCACCUUUCCCCGCAAAGGUGGUACCAGAACGGACCGUUUUCCUUCUUCGUUGCAUCGCGUUCGCUCGCUUCGGAAGGGAUAAUCAGUAAAAUCAAUAAACAAAACAUGUCCCGGCGGUUAAGGCAGCAUUUCCGUUCGAUCCAGUGAGAAGGUGUGCCGGAAGCGAGCGCCACACGCACACAUACGGUGUGUCAGUGCAGUGAAGUGUAUUUUGUAUUCAUUUCAUUUCUUCGUUCGGUGCAGGACGGGAAGGAGAGUGGUUUUGUGUGUGUGUGUGUGUGAUGUGUCGUGUCGUGGUCGGUGAAAAACAUCCCCAACAUCCGACCGAGCAGGAGCAGCAGCGGCAGCAGCUGACUGACUGAGCGCAAAACACUGCGUGUCGAUUUAUUUGCCAUCCAAGUGUGUGUGUGUGUGUGUGUGUGUGAUUGUGCUUGGGCAGCGGAAGGUUGGAAAAUCGAAAUCAGAAAAUCCUUGGUUGGUGUUCUGGCGCGCGCGCUCCGUGCAUGCCAGUGUGUCCGCAGGAAGCGCACGAAACGACGCCUGUACGAUGAGCGGCUACCAGCAGCAAGGAAAAUCGCGCCACUAUCCGAGAUACUCGCUCAACAGCUCGGACAACGAGGACAGUCCGAUCCAUCGGUCAAUCUACGCCCAGCCGUACAACGCCAUCGGCACGGCCGAAAGACAAUCAAAUUUCACUUACCGCACCGCCAAGGGCGGCAACGUGCCCGGGGCGAUCGGCCCGGCCGCCACCACAGUCAAUCCGCUCACCCUCAACACACCCUCGUCCGAGAACGGUUCCAGUGCGACGCUGACCGACGCGGAAGCUUCGCUCGCCCGGGAAAACACGCUGCUCGUCAAUAACGGCUGUCUCCUGGACGGAGUUCCGCCUUCAGCUCCACCGGAUGUACCACCGCGCAAUCCAACCAUGAAUCGAAUGAAUGGACGCGUCACCGGCAAUCCUACCGAGCUGGGUGUAGACUUCGAACCGUCGUGUCUGGUCCGGACGCCGUCCGGCAACGUUUACAUUCCGAGCGGAAAUCUAGCAAUUAACAACAAAGGCUCACCGAUAGACUACAAGACCGGGUCCGCCUGCUCGACACCGACGAAGGACACGCUGAAAAGCUACGAUCGCAACUGCAUGGGUCCGGUACUGCCGCCCCGCAGCACGAUGUGCGGACCGCCGGCCCACCACUACUCGGCCCCGCUCAACUUCCGCAAGGGCUUCACCUUCACCAAAUGUACAUGGAAGUGUACCGCUAUCUUAGUGAUACUAUUAAGUGUUAUACUCGUUAUAACAUUAUUAUUAACAGCAUCUAACGUAUUAAGUAUAUCAUAUCCAACCACCAACCCCUGUACAGUUCUAGUCGACGAGAAGGCAGAAAUCUCCGCAGCCAAAAGCACGAUAGCGGACGCAAACCGGGCCGGCAUACCGGGCGGCGGCGGCGACGGCCUCGGCCUCGACCAGUCCGCCCUGGCGCCGUCCGCUUCCGGUCGGCCGAAAUCGAUCGCGGCCGAUGAAUCGUCCCCCGGCGGUUCGGCGUCCGGUUCGUCCUCGCUAUCGGCCGCCUCGACGGCAGCGACUGGCAAGGCAGCCGGUACAGGCGGCACGGCAGGCACAGGUGCACGAACGUUCCCGGCGCGAAGCUUCCCACCGGACGGUACCACCUUCUCGCAGAUCACGCUCGGCCAGCGGCUGUCGAAGGAGAUCCCACCGUACAGCUACUGGAACAUGCAGUUCUACCAGUCGGAGCCGGCGUACGUCAAGUUCGAUUACAGCAUCCCCCGGGGCGCCUCGAUAGGUGUGUACGCGCGCCGCAACGCCCUGCCGACGCACACGCAGUAUCACUUCAAAGAGGUCCUGAGCGGAUUCAAUGCGCGCCAGACACGUGCCACUCACCCAUCGAUGCGUCGAGAGGUCACACGCUACAUGGAGCCGGGCCACUGGUUCCUGUCGAUCUACAACGACGAUGGCGACGCGCAGGAGAUUGCGUUCUAUGCGGUUGUCGCGGAGGAUAUGACCCAGAACUGCCCGAACGGCUGCUCCGGCAAUGGUCAGUGUCUGCUAGGGCACUGCCAGUGCAAUCCCGGCUUCGGUGGCGACGAUUGCAGUGAGAGUGUCUGUCCCGUCCUGUGCUCACAGCGUGGCGAAUACAUUAACGGCGAAUGUCAGUGCAAUCCGGGCUGGAAGGGCAAGGAGUGCUCGCUGCGCCACGACGAGUGCGAAGUGCCGGACUGCAAUGGCCACGGACACUGCGUCAGCGGCAAGUGCGGCUGUGUGCGCGGCUACAAGGGCAAAUACUGUGAAGAAGUUGACUGUCCCCAUCCGACCUGUACCGGGCAUGGGUUCUGUGCCGAGGGUACCUGCAUCUGCAAGAAAGGCUGGAAGGGCCCGGACUGUGCCACGAUGGACCAGGACGCACUGCAAUGUCUGCCCGACUGCUCCGGCCACGGUACGUUCGAUCUGGACACGCAAACCUGCACCUGCGAGCCCAAGUGGAGCGGUGAGGAUUGCUCCAAGGAGCUGUGCGAUCUGAACUGUGGCCAGCACGGGCGAUGCGUGGGCGAGACGUGCAGCUGUGAUGCCGGAUGGGGCGGCGAGUACUGCAACAACAAGCUGUGCGAUCCACGGUGCAACGAGCAUGGCCAGUGCAAGAACGGAACCUGCCUGUGCGUGACCGGAUGGAACGGCAAGCACUGCACACUGGAAGGAUGUCCGAGCGGCUGCUCCCAGCACGGCCAGUGUCAUGUGAGUGGCGAGCUGAUGUGGGAAUGUCGCUGCUACGAGGGCUGGGACGGUGCCGACUGUUCGGUACCGCUCGAACAAAACUGUGGCGACAAUAAGGAUAACGAUCGUGAUGGCCUAGUCGACUGUGAAGAUCCGGAGUGCUGCGGCAGUCACUCGUGCAAAACGAGCCAACUGUGCGUGUCCGCCCCGAAACCGAUCGACGUGCUGCUGCGCAAGCAGCCGCCCGCCAUUACCGCCUCCUUCUUCGAGCGCAUGAAGUUCCUGAUCGACGAGGGUAGCCUGCAGAACUACGCCAAGCUGGAAACGUUCAACGAAAGCGUUUUUUGGAAUCAUUUUAAUGCAAGCCGUUCCGCCGUCAUACGUGGGCGCGUAGUUACCUCGCUCAACAUGGGACUGGUCGGAGUGCGUGUCAGCACCUCGACCCCGCUGGAAGGCUUCACCCUCACCCGGGACGAUGGGUGGUUCGAUCUGAUGGUGAACGGUGGCGGUGCCAUCACGCUCCAGUUUGGCCGCUCGCCCUUCCGUCCGCAGACGCGCAUCGUCCAGGUGCCGUGGAAUGAGGUCGUCAUCAUCGACACGGUUGUGAUGUCCACCUCGGACGACAAAUCGCACCAUGGGCCACCGCACACCUGCUUUUCGCACGACUACGAUCUCAUGAAGCCGGUUGUGUUGGCCACGUGGAAGCAUGGAUUCCAGGGAGCUUGCCCUGAUCGCAGUGCCAUCUUGGCAGAGUCGCAAGUCAUCCAGGAAUCGCUCGCCAUCCCCGGAACUGGGCUAAACCUUGUCUACCAUAGCUCCCGUGCGGCGGGCUAUCUGUCGACGAUCAAGCUGCAGCUCACACCGGACGUGAUCCCGCCGACCCUGAAGCUCAUCUAUCUGCGCAUCACCAUCGAGGGCAUUCUGUUCGAGCGCGUGUUUGAAGCGGACCCUGGCAUUAAGUUCACCUACCCCUGGAAUCGGCUCAACAUCUACCGGCAGCGUGUGUACGGCAUCACGACUGCGGUCGUUAAGGUGGGCUACCAGUACACCGACUGCAAGGACGUGGUGUGGGACGUGCAGACGACCAAGCUGAGCGGGCACGACAUGAGCAUCUCGGAGGUGGGAGGCUGGAACCUGGACAUCCACCAUCGGUACAACUUCCACGAGGGCAUCCUGCAGAAGGGCGAUGGGUCGAACAUUUACCUGAAGCACAAGCCGCGCGUUAUACUGACCGCGAUGGGCGAUGGACAUCAGCGACCGCUCGAGUGUGGUGAUUGCAAUGGUGUGGCGACGAAGCAGCGGCUGCUGGCGCCGGUUGCGCUAGCGGCAGCCCCGGACGGCAGUCUUUACGUUGGGGACUUUAACUACAUCCGACGGAUCAUGAUCGACGGCACGGUACGGACGGUGGUGAAGCUGAAUGCGACGCGCGUCUCUUACCGCUAUCAUAUGGCGUUGAGUCCGCUGGAUGGAUCGCUGUACGUUUCGGACCCCGAGUCGCAUCAGAUCAUCAAGGUGCGCAACAAGGACGAUACUCACGAUCCCGAUCACAACUGGGAGCCGGUGGUGGGCAGUGGCGAACGUUGUCUUCCCGGCGACGAAGCUCACUGUGGAGAUGGCGGGCUGGCACGGGAUGCGAAGCUUGCCUAUCCGAAGGGUGUGGCGAUCUCGUCCGACAACAUUCUGUACUUUGCUGAUGGUACCAACAUUCGCAUGGUAGAUCGUGACGGUGUGAUCAGCACGCUGAUCGGUAACCAUAUGCACAAAUCCCACUGGAAGCCGGUCCCGUGUGAGGGUACUCUGAAGAUUGAGGAGAUGCAUCUGCGUUGGCCGACGGAACUGACGAUUAAUCCGCUUGAUGAUACGCUGCACAUAAUCGACGAUCAUAUGAUCCUGCGCAUGACACCGGACGGUCGAGUUAGAGUCAUUGCUGGAAGGCCGAUGCACUGUGCCACUGCUGGUGGUUCCGGCACGGGUGUUAGCACGGGUGUAAGUGGAGCGUCCUCUGUUGCUUCGUUCAGCUACGACACAGAUCUUGCGAUCCACGCAACACUCGUUAUGCCGCAGAGCAUUGCCUUUGCUCCUUCUGGUGAUCUUUACGUGGCGGAAAGUGACUCUCAGCGCAUCAACCGUAUCCGCGUGAUCGGUACUGAUGGGAAGAUAUCUCCAUACGCCGGUGCAGAGUCAAAGUGUAACUGUCUCGAGCGGGGAUGCGAUUGCUAUGAAGCCGACCACUAUCUAGCAAUCAGUGCGAAGUUUAACACGAUCUCUGCCAUUACUGUGACACCAGACGGACAUGUCCACAUCGCAGAUCAGGCCAACUAUCGCAUCCGCUCCGUUAUUUCAAGUCUUCCGGAAGCGGGAACCUCCAAGGAGUACGAGAUCUACGCCCCGAACGCACAGGAGAUCUACGUCUUCAAUCGCUUCGGUCAGCACAUCGCAACCAAGAACAUCAUGACGGGCGAGACGGUGUACAGCUUCCUGUACAACGUGAACACCUCGAACGGCAAGCUGAGCACGGUGACGGAUGCGGCUGGAAACAAGGUGUUCCUGCUGCGCGACUACACCUCCCAGGUGAACUCGAUCGAGAACACGAAGGGUCAAAAGUGUCGGCUGCGCAUGACGCGCAUGAAGAUGCUGCACGAGCUAAACACACCGGACAACUACAACGUGACGUUUGAGUACCACGGGCCUACUGGGCUGCUGAAGACGAAGCUUGACUCGACUGGUCGUUCGUACGUGUACAAUUACGAUGAGUUUGGAAGGCUAACGUCGGCGGUGACGCCCACUGGCAAGGUGAUUGAUCUGACGUUUGAUCUGAGCGUGCAGGGCGCCACCGUGAAGGUGACCGAGAACUCGCAGCGCGAAGUGUCGAUGCUGAUCCAGGGCUCGUCGGUUGUGUCCAAGGUGGGAGAAGCGGCUACCAAGACAACGGUAAUGCUCGACGGUGGUACUACGAGCGUUUCCCCCUGGGGUAACGCCGUGUCGGUUGAGUCUGUCCCGUACGUACUGCUUGCGGAAGUUGAUCCACUGCUCGGUGAAAGCUACCCGGUACCCUCGAAACAACGCACAGAGAUCAAUGGUGAUCUGUCGAAUCGCUUCGAGUGGCGUUACUUCAUCCGCCAUGUGCCGGUGAGGGGCAAAAAUGCACGCACACUAACGCAGGUUGGAAGAAAGUUGCGUGUAAACGGAGAAAACCUGCUCACGUUCGAGUACGAGAAGGACACAUCCUCGAUCACAGUCUCCGUGGACGAUAAGACCGAGCUGCUGAACGUAACGUACGAUAAGUCAUCGCGCCCGAUCGCGUACAGACCACAGUCGGGCGAGUACGCGGACGUCGACCUGGAGUACGAUCGGUUCGGCCGGUUGAUCUCGUGGAAGUGGGGCAACCUGAAGGAGGAGUACACGUUCGAUCGGGCCGGUCGGCUGAACGAGAUCAAGUACGGUGACGGCAGCUCGAUCGUGUACGCGUUCAAGGACACGUUCAGUAGUUUGCCGCUCAAGGUGACGACACCGCGCCGGUCGGACUAUCUGCUGCAGUACGAUGAUGCGGGUGCGCUACAGUCCCUCACGACUCCACGCGGACACAUUCACGCGUUCUCGCUGCAGACUUCGCUCGGGUUCUUCAAGUAUCAGUACUAUUCGCCGAUCAAUCGACAUCCGUUUGAGAUUCUGUACAGCGACGAGGGACAGAUACUGGCGAAGAUUCAUCCACACCAGAGCGGGAAGGUGGCGUUCGUGCAUGACAGUGCAGGAAGGUUGGAGACGAUCCUGGCCGGGUUGUCCUCCACGCAGUACACGUACCAGGAGAGCACGAGUCUGGUGAAGCAGGUGGAGGUGCUCGAGCCUGGCUUUGAGUUGCGGCGCGAGUUCAAGUACCAUGCCGGGGUGUUGAAGGACGAGAAGCUGAAGUUUGGCUCGAAGAGUGGACUGGCGUCGGCACACUUCAAGUAUCAGUACGAUGGCAAUGCCAGGCUCAGUGGCAUCGAGAUGGAUGUGAACGGGAAGGAGCUACCGAUCGUGAGGUUCAAGUACGGACCGGCUCAAGGUACGCUGGAUGCGGUGAGUGAUCUGCGCAUCACCCGCAAUGCCUUCAAUCGUACCGUGGUGCAGGACACUUCGAAGCAAUUCUUCACGAUCACUGACUUUGACGAGCAUGGCCGGGUGAAGAGUGUGCUGAUCAACAUCAAAUCGUUCGAUGUGUACCGACUGGAGCUAGAUUACGAUCUGCGAAACCGUAUCCGCACGCACAAGGUGAUGGUGGGCCGAUCGACUUCCCUCGACAAGGUAAACUACAACGCGGACGGGCACGUGAUGGAGGUGGUCGGCACGAACAGCUGGAAGUACGUGUACGAUGAGAAUGGUAACAUCAUUGGCAUUCUGGAGCAGGGUGAUAAGACGAAUCUCGGCUACGAUACGGGUGAUCGGGUGGUGCAGGUUGGAGAUGUUGAGUUCAAUAGCUACGAUGCACGUGGAUACGUAGUGCGGCGAGGUGAGCAGAAGUAUCGCUACAACAACCGGGGUCAGUUGAUCCAUGCGAUGGAGCGCGACCGGUUCCAGACGUGGUACUUCUACGAUGAUCUCGGCCGGCUGGUGGCGUGCCACGAUGAGAAGGGCAAUGUGACGCAGUACUUCUACGCGAAUCUGAACGCACCGGAGCUGAUCACGCACAUCCACUACCCGAAGGCGGGCCGUACAUCUAGACUGCUGUACGACGAUCGGCACAUGUUGAUCGCCAUCGAGACGGGUGAUCAGCGGUACUACGUGGCGACGGAUCAGAACGGUUCACCGAUUGCACUGUUCGAUGUCGGCGGUGCGAUCGUGAAGGAGAUCCGCCGCACUCCGUUCGGCAAGAUUGUGAAGGACACCAAUCCGGGACUGUUCGUGCCGAUUGAUUUCCACGGUGGGCUGCUCGAUCCGAACACGCGGCUAGUGUACAUGGAGCAGCGGCUGUACGAUACGGGCGUGGGCCAGUGGAUGACACCGGCCUGGGAGCAGCUGGCGACGGAGAUGCGCCACCCGACGGACGUGUUUAUCUACCGGUUCCACAACAACGAUCCGAUCAAUCGGCGCGAACCGGAGGGUAACUACAUGAACGAUCUGCGCUCCUGGCUGAAGCUGUUCGGGUACGACGUGACGAAGAUGCAGGGAUCGCGGUACACGCGGGACAUGAUCUACCGGCCGACGGCAACGAUCAAGUCGCCCCAGCUGGCGCCCGACUUUGGCGUCAUGUCCGGGCUGCAGUGCAUCGUGGAGAAGGUGGACGAGAAGUUUGCCGACUUUGGGUUCAUCCCGAAGCCGCUGCUGAAGAUGGAGCUGAAGACGCGUAACUUGCUGCCGCGCGUUGCCUAUCGGCGCGGCGUGUUCGGCGAGGGUGUGCUGAUCUCGCGCAUCGAUGGCCGGGCGCUGGUGAGCGUGGUGGACGGAUCGAACAGUGUGGUGCAGGACGUGGUGUCGUCCGUGUUCAACAACUCCCACUUCCUCGAUCUGCACUUCAGCAUCCACGAUCAGGACGUGUUCUACUUCGUGAAGGACAACGUGAUGAAGCUGCGCGAUGAUACGGAGGAGUUGCGCCGGCUUGGCGGUAUGUUUAACAUUUCCGCGCACGAAAUCAACGAUCACGGUGGAGCGAAUGGGAAGGAACUGCGUCUGCACGGUCCCGACGCGGUCGUGAUCAUCAAGUACGGAGUUGAUCCUGAGCAGGAGCGUCAUCGGAUUUUGAAGCACGCGCACAAACGGGCGGUCGAGCGGGCGUGGGAGCUGGAGAAGCAGCUGGUAGCGGCCGGAUUCCAGGGCCGUGGCGACUGGACGGAGGAGGAGAAGGAGGAGCUGAUCUCGCACGGCGAUGUGGACGGAUGGAUCGGGGUGGACAUACACAGCAUCCACAAGUAUCCGCAGCUGGCGGACGAUCCGGGCAAUGUGGCGUUCCAGCGGGACUCGAAGCGGAAGCGCCGAAAGAGCGGCGGAACUUCUAGUGGUGGUGGUGGCGGUGGUCACAAGGCAAAGCGAGAGCAUCGUCACGAGACGAUCAUCCUGCCAUUGCCGGUGGCGUCCGUUGCACCAUCGACUUCCGUGCCGACGUCUUCCAUGUCGUCCGCUACGUCAACGUCAGCGUCUGCGCCUGCUUCCUCCUCGGUAGCAUCAUCGUCGUCAGCGUCAGCGGCGUCAUCGUCGGCGCCUACUUCCGCGUCCUCGGUGCCAUCUUCGGUGCCGGCCGUCGUAGUGACGUCAGCCUCGGCAGCAACGGUACGGCCGAGCGCCUCCACGUGAAGCCCCUAGGUGAGGGGGGUUCGUCGUCUGCUUCCCGCAGCAUAGGAUGUUCUAGAUAUUGUGAUAUACAUAGGAGUUACUUUCCGUUUUGCGCCGUACUUUUCGGUUUACCCCGUCAGUGUGUGUGUAUGUAUGUAUGUGUAUGUUUCUUACGUUUUAUGGAGCAUGUUUUGUAAGAACGCGCUAAUCGAGGUGUAAAAGUGUAGGCAAAACAAACAAAAACAUCAAAUCCCCCAAUGUCUCCCCUUUCUGGAAGAUUCGGAGAUCACGCAUCACACGUAUCACACAGAGCGAUGGAUGACACUCACACAGUGGCACAGAUCAUCUCACGAUCAUCGAUCGAUUUGCUUUUUUUAGAGAGAGAAAGAGACGCCAUUCCUUCACAGUGACACAUUGACUAGUAGAGGCGUAACGUUGAGUAACGUUACGUUUAGCAGCGCAUAUUGAGAUGUAUAGCUAUAGAUAAUUAACACACAUACACACCAGCAGACACGUACUCCACAUUGUGCGGUAGGGUCAUUUAGAGCACUUGAGAAUCUCAACGUGACACAAGCAGCGUACGUUGAAUUUCUUUUUAAUCGUCUCAUAAAACAGUAGAUGGGGUGUUUUAACCACUGCGAUGUUUCACUGCGCUGCAGGGUUACUCGCUCGCUCGCUCGCUCUUUUUCCUGCCCAAUCGUUGAGAAGCGCAAUAAACGUCGGAUGGAAGCGCCGCUAGUACCGUGUUAGCCGUGCCAUAAUUGUACCCGUUCCAUUUACAGAGAGAGAGAGAGAGAGAGAGAGAGAGAGAGAAACACACACACAAUCACAGAAAGCAUUGUAUAAGUAUUUGGCGCGCUAACGUCCACGUUGGGCCACUCAGCAGGAGGUUUGGGAGCUCCAAGAGAGAAGCUCGGAACGUUUUGUACAGACUCGCAUAGACUAUUUACCACAAUUGUAAAACCGAAAGCACACGCCAUAACAAAGGAACAGGGCUUUAGGGGAUUGGCUUUUGUUUCAAUGUCAAACUCAUCGUCUAAUGCAAUGAAAUCAACACACAACACGCAGCACACCUUGUGCCACCCUUUUCUUUCGUUUUUUUUCCUCUAUUAGGUAAUCUUUCUCUCUGUAGCGCCUCAUACACAGGUCAUACACAACACAUAAGAAAACCCACCAAAUAAUAUAUUGCAGAGUAAAAUAAGCACAGACACACGGACAGACAGACAGAUCCAAACAACACAACACUAGAGUAAACUCAAGACAUGAAACUACUACCACUCAAAUGGUUGAUUAAACUUUAAAAGUCACGUCUUCGCCGAACCUGGCUGGUUCGUUACAUUCGCAUUUCCAUUUCUUUGGCUUCUACAGGGUAUUUGUAACGGAGGAGGAGGAGGAGGAGGAGGAGAAGGAAGCAGAAUAGAGGGAAAGAAGAAUAGAAGAAAAAAAACAUUGUAAACCAAUAGACGAGUAAAGCCUAGAAUAGUGUGCAAAUAUGUAACGAACAAAAACAAGAAGCGGAAAGCGAGCGCAAAGAAUAGGUAAAAAAAUGUAGAACUCAGCAAAAACUAAACGUGUAAAAGGAGACAAGCGAACAAAACACACUAAAACAGUACAGUAGAGCAGAAAAGUGUUGUAGUUGUGAGUAUCUUUGUGUUUUUCCUCUUUCUCUUUCCUUUGUUUCAUUCCGUGACAUUGCAUAUCGUCAUUAGAUCACUCUUUCUGCUGAACAAAACUGCCCUAAAGGUGGGUUGUUUGAGGUAUGUGGGCAAGAGAGAGAGAGAGAGAGAGAGAGAGAGAGAGAGAGAGAGAGAGAGAGAGAGAGAGAGAGUCUUAUCCGCUUAUCAAACGCCCCCAGGCAUAGGAAAUCCGUGUAAUUGUUUGUUCAUGUGUAUUUGUGAGUGUGUAAGAGAGGUGAAUCUCAGCGUAGAAAGUGAUCGAGGAGCGUUCUCUCUUAGUAUGACUGAUUCGACAUUAGUAGCAAGGAAAUGAGUGUGAGGAUGCGUGUGUGGUUUUAGCAACGAGAAGGACGAAAGUGUGCGAUCGUAUCGUGGGCAUGUGUAACAAUGAUUGUGGUGUGGGUUUUAAACGGGAAUGAGAGGGUUGAGUAACGACCAUGCGAAGUCUGAAAGGAUGCGGAACGGAAUAGGAAUAUUAGGUCUUAUAGACGCAAGCGAUUGCAGCAGCAGAACGACUAUGUAAUAGAUGUCGCUCCCACACGACAACACAGCAGAUCACACAUACAUACACACACGAGUCAGGGGGUUGGGGGGAGGGAGCAAAGGUUGAUGGAUGAAAUCUUAAAAGCAAUAUAGAAAGUGACGAGCGAAAAAGAAAACUGGUGGCAAGCGCCCCUGUAGUAAGCAGAUACUGGUAGUGUGUACUAAAAAAACCUGUGGAAAAAAAUACUACUAAAAACAAAAAUGUCACCGAACGCGUCAGAGCUCGGUCGUAAACGUUGUGAAACUGUAGAUGAAUUCUUGUUUUCUCUCCCAUUCCCUUUCAUUUCCCUUCCCUUUCUAACUAAAACGCGAGCUAUUUUCCAAUCCUAAAACAAAAACAAAAAACAAAAGAAUAUCUUCCAUCCAGAAAAACCUAAAAAACAAAAUGUGUGAAAUGAUGCAAAAAAGAGAAAAAAAAAGAUUCAUUUGCGUAUUUUCAACUAGGCAAACAAAUGUUGUGCAAUCAAAGAAAAAAACGAAAAUAGUCGAAGUAACUAAAACAAAGCAAAAAAAGAAGAAGAAACAUUACGAAAAUCGUGACAUUGUAGAGUAGCUUGUAAGAAGCAGCAAACUAGAGUUGAACGCACCUUCAUUCGGUGCAAAAGUGCUUCAUGGAUGGAUGAAUGUGUUUGUUUGAAAAAGAUUUGUUUUACGUGUUAAGUUCAUCUUUAGCGACUAGAGACGACUACUCCCAUGCCUUCCGUAUCCGUUACUUUCCUAUAAAACACGUACACACACACACGCAUACAAAAAUCAUUCGGUGAAGUAUAGAAAGUGGAGCUACUCGCAUGAUAAUGCAAAAUGUGGAAAAGAAACCCUGCUCCUCCUCCUCCUCCUCCUUCCCCAUCCUCCUUCCCCAGACACAAGUAGUGUUUAAGGCUAAUUGGUGACGCGCCUACUGUGAGUGUGUCGUCUUGCAUGCAUGUAAAACUUUGUAAAUAUAUUGUUUAGUGAUAAAAAGAAGGGAAUGAAAAAGAAAACAGGAAGAGUGACGAGGAAGCGAAAAAGCGAGAAGAAAGAAGUUGUAAAGAAAACAGAGUGAAAAAAAAACAAAGACGAAACCAUAACAAACGAUAAAAAAAAACGUCCGUGGCUAAGGAAAGAAGUUAAAGAAAGAAGGAGACAAAUGAGAUAAAAACAAAAGUGGAAACAUUUGAACAUGAGCGCAAGAAACAUGACAUUUUUUAAAACAUUAAACUGGAACGCGGAGAUGAUCACACAUCCCCUUUCCGCUCCCUCCCCCCCCCCCUCUUUUCGCGCGCCCCCUUUGAAGAAAAAGUCACGGUGGGAAGAGGAGGGGUCGGUGAAACCGUUUUUUUUUGUAAAUAUACCAAAAACUAAUGAUAACGCAAUAUUUGACGUGAGACGCAACACAUUAAAGCAGUGUGAAAGCUGUUGUGAAUUUAAAAGUGGAAGAGAAUUGCAGAGUAAGCAGAAGAACACAUUAGUAAGUGAGAAUUGUAGUAGCGAUGGAAGUAAAAAAAUGAAAAAGAAAAGCAAAGAGAAAGAGAGCGAGAGGGAGAAAAAAAAACCCGGAUUGAAACACGAACGUAGUAGUUGUAGAAAGAAUUAAACAAAGUUUAGCACAGAACAAGUAAAACUGUGCGUCAAGCACCCGCGUCACCUUUGCAGCGCACAUUGGUGAGCUGUGCGGGGUGUGUAUGUAGAUUUGAUUUUUGUUUUCUUCUCUGUGAAUCGCUCUUUCUCUCUCUGUUUGCUAAUGGGAAAUUCUCAAAUGGAGAUAAGAUAACAACCACACACACAAACAGAUAAGCCAUAGGACGGAGGGCAAUGUUGUGUCGUGAAAAUUGUAUAAAUUUUACCUAAGGCAUAGUAGUGGAACGAAACGAAUUGGAGAAGCGCGAGAAAAAGCCGCGACAGUAGGAAACCGUUGAAAAAAAAAGCAAAGAGAAGAAGAAGAAAAAUCCACGUAAAGUAAGUUUAAACAAACAAAAGCAAAAGCAAAAGUAAAAGAAAAGCAGCAAAAAAAAAACAUACACAAAUAGUAGCAAACAAAACGUGAGAAUUGUUGUGGUGUAGAGACAGGAAGCAGAGCAAACAAAAAGUUGCAAAACAAACGCGCAGAAAGGCAACGCCGCGUUAAUGAUAACAUC
Molecule: messenger RNA, 15829 nt
Organism: Anopheles merus
Lineage: Eukaryota; Metazoa; Arthropoda; Insecta; Diptera; Culicidae
Gene: Ten-m
Product: teneurin-m
Exons: 14
Coding region: 3073-11517 (2814 amino acids)
Biological process (GO): motor neuron axon guidance
Source: RefSeq, a predicted model, not a curated record